CAUCUCUCCUCCCUCAGGAGAACCCUAUAGAUUUAAGGCGAUGGAAGAUUGCUUGACGUAGCUUUGACGUGGAAAUACUCAUUUCCAUUGAAGCCAGAGAAGGUCUUUGCUAUUUUUUUUCCAGCACAGACUCUACAAGACAGACCUGCUGUACUAUCUGUUCACAUAGCAACAAGGGGGGGAAAAGAAGAGGAAUUCACAUUUACUCCUGUCUGUUCUUAAAAUAUUGUACAUAUUGCACAUAUCCCCACUGGAAAUGGAAGGAAGAUCUUCUCAGUACAUGGUUUUGGUUUCUGUAUUCUCCUGGUGCAGUAUACUAUGUGUAACUGGGGUAGAGAGACAAUAUGUCAAUGAGUGGGCUGCAGAGAUUCCUGGGGGGUCUGAAGAAGCCAAACUGCUGGCCGAACAGUUGGCAUAUGAUUACAUUGGCCAGGUAAGUCUAAGCCUGUCUUGCAACUUUUCUUAAUGUUAAUCUGUCAGAUGUACCUGUUGGGUUUGUACACCAAUAUCCACAUAGAACAUUUUCUGUAUGUACUUAAAUAUCAUGUGAAUGUGUGAGAUCUCAUGUGACCUGCUUACUCUGUUCUGGGUCUAUUAAGUAGUGUCACAGAACACAGAGUAGCUGUUUAUGUUUAUUGGUAUCUGGUUUUCUCGAUAGAUUGUUUGAUAAUCUGCAUAUCCUUUGCAUGGAAUCAAGCUUUGGAAAAACAAAACAAGUUUUUUAGGACCUAGUGGGGAUUCAUUCACUUAACUGUAAUUUCUGGAAGAAUUAAAGAGACAGAGAAAAAAUAGGCAUAACUAGUUGAAUUAGAAGAUCCCUCUGCUUUUUGCAGCUCAGCUAUUAUGGUCUGAAAUCUGUUUAUUCUCUAGAAUUCCUGGUUUAUAGACUGAACCCUGUAGAAUCCUGAAUACUGGGGCAGAAUUCUAGAAUUUGCAUUGUAAAAGGUGCAGAUUACACUGUAGUCAAAAUGUAGCCCUCUCUCUUGUCAUCCUCAUCACUCAUCAAUGACACAUUCUGGUGGGAGCAUCAAUAAUUGAAUUGCAGUAAUUGAGGCACAACAAUAAACAUUUGUAUGUUCCUAUCAUCUUGCUACUGUGACUCAUACACUAGGAGGCCUGUUACUGUGUUGCAGAGCCUUAAUAACAUGUAUUAAAUCAGACAGGUGGUACUUGCACCUCUGAUAGGGAUCACUGGGUUCUUGAGUCAUGAAUAAAACUGAUGUAUGAAAUAUGUUUAGGGUUUUUGUAGAAAUCAUAUUGCCAGAGAUCUGUCAGUAUCAUUAAUACUAAUCUCCAGAAUUUGCAUACAGAGCAUAAGAUAUAUUUGUAUAGUCAAUAUGGCAGUGUUAUAUAAACAGCCACAGCAUUUCUUCAUUGAACAGGACUGGAUACGGAUUUAUUAACAGCUUGAAACACAGUACAGUAUGCCCAGUAAAAAAAGAAUCAGGGUCACAGUUUGAUAUUAAACAUGUUCUGGUGUGGACUUAUCACAUAUAAUUAAGAUAAAGAAGGCGUGAUGUAAAUGGGACAUGGGAUUGGAGAAAUAGUGAUUUAAUGUACCAGUCGCAUAGUGAAUGGCACUCAAUGCUACGUUUAAGCGUAUACUGUUGUACAACACUACAGAAUAUGUUGGCACUUCAUAAAUAAUAAUAAUAGUAAUUUUAUUAGCUGCGGAGACAAGUGCGAUCAAUGGUUAUAAUUUAAAGUAAUUUAAUAUACUGGCGGCAACAUGCAAACAUCUGUGUAAGAAUGGUAGCAUUUAAACAUAAUAUAGAUUUUAUUCCAAAAUAAAUAUAUAUUAUUAUUUUAUUAUUUAUAUAGCGCCAUCAGAUUCAGAUUCCGUAGUGCUGUACAAUGGGUGGACUAACAGACAUGUAAUUGUAACCAGACAACUGGUUGUGAAAACCAAAUUGCAAACUGUAACUAGGCGGCAUUUAGCAACUCGUUAAGAUUUACCAAUCUAUAGAGUGCUGUAUUUUAGCAACUGAUUUGGACAAUCACAGAAAUGGGGCUUAGAAAGCAGCACUUUGGUUAAAAUGAAUUCAGGGACGUAUCAGACUGCGCAGAUUGCUAAAUGUCUUCGACCUUAUGACGGAGAGUGUUAAAUAAUAAUUUUCUGAUGUUACAGGUCGCCCCAAACUAUUUACUGAUGAUAUUUACCAAAGCAUGGAGAAAACGAAAAAAAAACAAACAAACAGAUUCAGCCAUCUUUAUGCUGAUUGAUUGACUGUUAACAUGAAAACAUCAGCUGUCAAAGAGCAGUCAAUCAGUAUCAAGCAUGCUGUUCAGGAAAACCCCCUGAUGAGGCCACAUAAAUGAUGCUACACUGGGAGGUUGUCAUGUGACUGCCUUAUCAUCCAGUAUACAGUAUGCACAGCAGGUCAUGAAACAAUUAACUAAGGGACCCGUCAUAAUUAUUGCCAUCAGUGUGCAUUAAGGUGUGGGUUAAAAAUAAUAAAUGGGAUAGCUCCAAGGAUUUUCACUCUCCAUAUGUCUCUGCUUCCUGUGCAGAAAGAGCCAGGGAAUUCCUAGUUUUAGAUCCAACCAUCCCACAUAUACUGAGCAGAGGGCUGCUGAAUCCCCCUGCCACUUAUAGUGCCCUAACCCUCUAACUCCUAUAGACUGUUCCAGGGGUACCCUAUCUUCAGUGUCAUUACUGAUGUGGUCUACUGUUAAUAGCAAUAACAAUGCCUCGUUAAUUAUCCUUGAAGUCAACGUGAAGCUGGCGCGAAGUAACGCUUAGUGUCGUUACUUCUUUGUAUUCACUUGCAUAAAGAAGAUUUUUUUUAAUUUAUUUUUUUAUUUGGAUACAUUCUUCUAUGGGUAGAUAAAAUUAUCAAAAUGGACUGCAAAUACUGUUUGUACAAAACAAUAAACAGUUAAAGCUCUGUACACAAACCUUUUCAGCUUUUAGGCUUCAGCGGUAUUUAAAAUUUUAUUAUCCACUAUCCACCUCUUUAUCUUUUUGCUGACAUGCUCAUGCAGCCCAGGCUCAUUUAAAAAACCGUAAGAGAAAAAAAAUGUUUUCCUAUUAUAAUAUAAAACAUUUUGACGCUCCAGUGAAAAAUAUAAGGUUAAUAUUAAUUGACCCCUUAAAUUAUUAUUGUUAUAAUAUUUUAGCAUCAGGUAAAAGUUGCGUAAAAAUUGCGUUUACAAGUGUCCAUAUCUAAUCAGCUACGCCGGCGUGGAAAACAUCAAUAUAGAAGCAUAAAUAUAGCGGCUCCCUAGAUGACAUUAGACUUGUGCACAGACGCUUUUUAACUGGUAUAAAACAAAUUGAUCCUAGGAUUUACCUGUGGAGCCUCGUCUUGAUUACAUGGUUUAUGGUAAGGUGGUGUAAGGUACUUUUUACUUUUUAAAAAUAUAAUCUUUCACGCAAGAGUACAAAACUCUCUUUGCAAUGAUUUGUCAGAGAUGUUGAUUUCUUGGUCAUGAGAGGUGGCUGAUGGGAAAUGGCAAGCUUUGAUAGGAGUAAACUGUUGAAAACUCUACAUUUUGUCAUCUUAUGCCAUACAUCUUCAUUUACAUAAGACAGGAUAUGUUAGUAGUCCUGAUAUUUCUUUGCUGUUAUUGGUAUAGUUCGUAGUGCUAGCUGGGAGGAAGGCCCACUAAUCCCUAACCCAGAUUUUCCCUAACUUGCUUUAGAUGUGGAUUGACGUCCUGAGUUUGAAAGUUACGUUUUUUUCCUAGCACUUCCUGUACUCACCUUGCUAUAUUGACACUUUAGUUUGCUAUAGUUACUGCACAUUUCUUGCAUCUGUUGUUCUCGUGUGUCAACACUGAGUAAAUAUUAUUACGUUGUGUUAUUGUACGACUAGAUCUACGCUUAAAGUCCAAAAACCUAAGUCACAUGACAUACCACAUUACCAAAACUGAGCUGUGACCUGAAUUAGUUUAGCAGUGCUCCCAAAAUAACUGCACUUGUUGAAGGAAUUCAUUAAUAUUAAUAAAUACAUCUCCAUUGCUUUAAAGAAUACCCCUGACACUAAAACCAAUUAAGUCAAUAAAGUGGUUAUGGUGUCCAAUGUCUCCCAGGUACCGUCUUACUUUACCAUUUUCGAAUGGUUUAACAUUGUAGCAGAUUCCCUCAGGAGCCAGUCCGACUUCCUCUCUCUGAGAGUGCUCAGCAAAUGUGGAAUCAUUUGUUCAAACAGCAGUGAUAGGCUAAGCGUGUCAGCUGACGGUUUCACUGGCCACCCGUAGCUUGUAAUGUUUCAGAAAACAUGUACAUUAACAUAAGUGUAAUAGGGAAGGCCAUAUGAUUUAGAAUCAUUUAUCCAUAAUUAGCUUUGCUAAGGGAUUGGGAUUGUCAGAUUAACAUUGAUUUCUUUAACAAUCUCAGUGUCAUUAAUCACUUGUGACAUUCUGUACCGGCCCAGUGUCUUUAGGGACUACAACUUACAGGGAUACAUUGAUUGAUAGUGUAGCGGCUGUACACCUCUUCAACUCUCGUUGUCCAAGUUUCGCCACUCAUCUUAGUUUUUUACCGUAUUCUGAAACUUUAUAAAAAUACAGAAUUAAAAAAACGAGGCCCAAAAUGCAAAUAUUUAUUUCUUUACCUAAAACCAAAUGAAUAAUUUUUACAUUCAACAGAUAAUAAUCUAUCUUAAAUGGACCCAAAGUGCAGGCAGGAUUUAAAAUGGAGAAAAGGGAUACAGGGUUCAGUACUAGGGUGCCCCUGGGCACAGCUGACACCCCCUUUGUAGAUACAUAUGCCCAGGGUACUUAUAAAAUGGAGUACACUGAAAAAUUGGGUCCAGCUCAGUCAGAUUACUAAGCACUUGCCUGAAGGCAAAGUCUCGGCGUGAUCAGGUGUGAUUUAAACAGCAGGGAUGUGCUGUAUGGAGUGUGUGUUAGUUACCAAACAUUGAAUAGUGGAGAAUUGACAAUGAAAUUGCUAAUUUUAUGCUGAAUUGGAGAAUUUUUUUCAGAUUUCUUUUUUUAUUAAGUUCUUUAUUAUUAUUAUUAUUAUUAUUAUGAUAUUUAUAUAGCGCCAUAUAAUUCCGCAGCGCUUUACAGUGGGUGGACGAACAGACAUGUAGUUGUAACCAGACAAGUUGGACACACAGGAACAGAGAGGUUGAGGGCCCUGCUCAAUGAGCUUACAUUCUAGAGGGAGUGGGGUAAAGUGACACAAAGGUAAGGAUAGUAUUAGAAUAAUGACAGUUGCAAGAGAGUAAUCAGUCGGGAGCUAUUAACAGUUUAAUUGAUACGCUGUUAUGAAGAAGUGGGUUUUUAAUAAUUUUUUUAAGUAGUGGAGACUGGGUGAGCAUCUAAUGGAGGAGGGAAGUGAGUUCCACAGGAACGGUGCAGCCCUCGAGAAGUCUUAAAGGUGAGCAUCAGAGGUGGGAGUAAGGGCAGAAGAUGGACGUAAGUCUUCAGCAGAUCGUAAGAGCCUAGACAGGACAUACUUGUUGAUAAGGGAGGAUAGAUAGGUGGGAGCAGCGUUGUGUAGCGAUUUGAAAGCAAGAACCAGAAUUUUAAAUUGAGCCCUAUAUCUUACGGGAAGCCAAUGUAGGGACUGACAGAAGGGUGAGGCGUGGGCGGUGCAGGCGGAAGAUAAGCCUCGCCAUUGCAUUCAUUAUGGACUGUAAUGGCACAAGUUGGAAGCACGUAAGACCACUGAAAAGCGGAUUACAGUAGUCAAGGCGAGAAAGGACAGUGAAAUGGACCAGCACCUUAGCCGCAUCUGGCGUUAAGUAGGGUCGUAUGCACACAAUGUUUUUGAGAUGGAAAUUACAGGAUUUGGCAAUAGACUGAGCAUGAGGUGUAAAAGAGAGGUCAGAGUCAAAAAGAGAACACCUAGGCAACGAGCCUGCGUGGUGGAGCUGAUGUUAGCAUCGUUGACUUGGAGGGAGACACAGGAGUAGCAACUCUUGAGGGAGGAAAGACCAGAAUUUCAAUUUGAUCAAGCUGAGUUUAAGGAAAUGGGCAGCCAUCCAGUUAGAAACAGCAGAGAGGCAGUCAGAGACACUAGUCAAGAGGGACGGGGAGAGAUCAGGAGAGGACAGAUAGAUUUGCGUGUCAUCUGCAUAAACAUGAUAUUGGAAGCCAAAGGAGCUAAUGAGUUUACCAAGGGAGGCAGUAUAGAUGGAGAACAUUAGGGGACCAAGGACUGAACCUUGGGAGGAGUUGGGGAGGAGAAGCAGAGCCAGAGAAAGAAACACUGAAAGAGCGCUGGGAGAGGUAGGAGGAGAACCAGGAGAGAGCAAUAUCUUGUAGUCCGAUAUUGCGGAGGAUGAGAAGAAGCUGUUGAUGAUCAACCAUGUCAAAAGCCGCAGAAAGGUCAAGGAGAAUUAGGAUAGAGUAGUGACCACGAGAUUUUGCAGCGAGUAGAUCAUUGGAUACUUUGGUCAGUGCCGUUUCCACAGACUGCUUAGUGCAGAAACCAGACUGAAGUGGGUCUAGCAGAGAGUUGGACUCGAGGAAGUCUGUCAAUCUUGCAUACACAACUCUUUGAAGGAUCUUGGAUGCAAAAGGCCAGUAUUAAAAGAAGCAUUAUGUAAUAACAUCAGAAUCAUAUUCUACACUGGCGUUUGAGCCCCCCAUUUUACAUGGUUUAUAGCAUGUUACAGAACAAAAAAACUGUCCCCAGUUUACCUUAACAUGUUAGCCAAGUUUACAUCAACAUUGUUGUGAGCUAAGCUGUAGAUAGAAGACAUCUCAUGAACUAACUAAAUAAUAUGGAACGUUUAACAUAAAAUCCCUCAUUAAAACAGAAUUGAUUUCAAUAGCAUAUUUUUUUUUAUUUUAGAAUCCCCCUGUCAACCUUGGUGUUUUAGUAAAUAAACCUUAUAAUUAAACAAAUGUCUAAAAUAAAUGAAAAUAAUUAGUUUAUUGAAAAUGUGGAUUAAACCGUUCUUUGCUCUUAAAACAUUUGAUGUGGGGGUUUAAACAGAACCAAGGCAGUGUGUUUGUGAGCCCAGGAAGGCAGAUUUGAUCUGAAAACGGUUUAAUUAUUAUUAUUAUUUUUUUAUCUCAAGGACUUUCAUUGCUAUUAAAUUUGUUACGGAUAUUUUAUAUGCCACAUUUUAUAUGGAAAAUAGCAUAUUUUAAUAAUAUGACAUAUUGAGGUAAUUAAACCAAUUAGCUAAUAAUAAAGAUUAAUUCGCUGUGGCAUGACUCAUCCAUCUUUUGUGAAUAAAGUCCAGCAUUGCCAAUUAAAUGUCUCCUUUCUCAUAAACUCUGACGUCAGAGUAACCAGGAAUAAGUAAUUGGCUUUAUGCGAAUACCGGAGCAAUCUCUCACUGCAUGGUUUAUCUGCAUUCUCUGCUGCAGGGUAGCUAUAGAGUAAAUAAGGGCUAUGCAAGCCAGUCAUUAUUUAGCGUUUCUCAAGCAACACACUUAGUCUCUUCUGUGACCACUGUAUAGCUCACAAAAUGUGUUUGUUGUGUAAUUACAGUCAAAAGGCUAUCGCUCCUUUAAUGUGAUAGCUUCAGUGGGUGAACAUGCGUGCGGAAAAGCUGUGAGUCAUCUAAUACUCCCUAGAUUUUUUUCAGAGAAAAGGCAGUGUUUACAUUGCUGCCUAGUAACACCUCUACUGGCAGUCACUCAGAUGGCCACUGGAGGUGCUUCCUAUCUCUGAGUGUAGCACCUUCGUUUGGCAUCUCCACGCUCUGCAUGGAGGUGUUCAACCUCCCGAUAGAAAUGCAUUGAUUCAAUGCAUCUCUAGAAUGAAAUGCUUUGUAAAAUCAAGUAAUAUUUACUGAUACUCAUAUUUUUUGCACAUGUGUUUUUUUUAAAGUUUUUAAGGAUGUAGAUACAUACGUAUUGGUCGAUUGGCUGUCUUCUUUACAUUUAUAAGUUUAAUGUAUUUUUAGCAUUUAGAGGUGUUGAUAAUUAUAUUGGACUGGUUAUCUAUCUAUCUAUCCAUCUGUCUGUCUGUCUCUAAAAUAGAUUUUAGUAAUAAAAUCAUCAUAAAAAUAAAUUAAUGAAGAGUGAACAGUAUGUUAGAAGAGUUUUAGAGGAAACUAGCAAAUUAUCAUUUUAAACCACUCAGGGUUUUUUACCACAGUGAGAAUUCAAAUUGAAUUCAAAGAGAAUUUCAAAUUUAUGGCGACAGUAGCCGAAUUGGCAGCAUAGCUUCACUUCGAAUUCUCACUUUUGUGAAUACCCCUCCUUGUUUUGUGUGGUAUUUCAUUAUAUCCUGAACUGAUAUUGCUUGUAUAACAUUGAUACUGUGUUCAUGAAACUUUGUAAGGUAAAACUACAUUUAAGAUAAGGUAAAAAUACACGUAGUCCUUUAGUGACAAAAAUACAAUGGCAAAUUUUUAAUUCACUCAGAUGGUUUACAAGAAAAAAAACUACUACAACAAGAGGACAUAGUCUUAAAUUAGAGGCAAAGGUUUAAAAAUAAUUUCAGAGAGUAUUAGUUUACUGAGAGGGUGGUGGAUGCAUGGAAUAGCCUUCCAGCUGAAGUGGUAGAAGUUAACACAGUAAAGGAGUUUAAGCAUGGGCGGGAUAGGCAUAAGGCUAUCCUAACUAUAAGAUAAGGCCAGGGACUAAUGAAAGUAUUUAGAAAAUUGGGCAGACUAGAUGGGCCGAAUGGUUCUUAUCUGCCUCACAUUCUAUGUUUCUAUAUCACCUGUGGUAAUCAGUUGUCAUUGCAUAUCUUCUAAAACAUUGCUAUGUGAUAGUCCUAGCAAUAUACCCUAAACAAUGGUAAAGAUGUUAAAGGAAUGUAGGGUCCUUUAUGAUAAUUGCAGGAAUACAGAUGUUUUUAGUAGUUAUUUGGAAAUUGAUGUUUGGGAGUCUCAAGAAUCUUUGCUGCAUUAAAAAAAAAAUGUGUCUCUUUUAAUCAUUGUAACAAUUAAUAUUUCCUAUAGAUUGGAUCACUUGAAAAUCACUUCUUAUUCAGACACAGAGAUCACCCGAGAAGAUCUCGAAGAAGUGCCCUGCGAAUCACGAAAAGACUCUUAGAUGAUGAGCGAGUAAGUGUAAUAUUUCACAAACACAAUAAUUGUACGGUGAUAGUGAUUCUCUAGACAUUUCUCCAAAUGUAUUAAAUGGCAGAAGAGGGACACUUUCAGUUUAGGUGAUGUGACGGGAGGGUUGUUAAACUGGGCUAUUCCAGGACAUUUUUUCUACUGUGCAAAUGUUGACAGUGUGCUUUUUGCAUGAUCUGUGGUGUUUGGUAUCAGCUGUUUUUUCCAUGAUGUGUAACAUGGAUUAAAGGUCUAACUGCAAAUUCUUUGGUUGACUUUUCAGAGGUUUGAGACCAAAAAUAUGACACGAGUUGCUCAGAAAAGGCUAUUUUGUCAGCAACAAAAAGGACGCAAAUUUUGAUCUCUGUUCUUUACUGUUUUUAUUCCAAAUGACCCACUAAGCUCAGACAGUGUGCCCAGUAAAUGUGGCAUUAGCCCAGUGUACCCAACAUGUUUCAAAAUGCAUAGAAAUGAGUUCUACCUUGCUGGGUGAUCCAUAAAGUCAUUGGGUAAAUACCUCCACAAAUUUGGUACAACUUUAUUGCAGAUUUUGCAUCAAGCACACAUAGCUUGACAGCAUAAACGCAAUAUGCAUAAAGUCCAUGCUAGACGUCAGACAUAAAAAAGCUAAUGCCGUGAUUUUUACAACAAAUUGGCUCCUUAUUUGUUUCAUAACCUACUGAGAGCUAUUUAUUUCACUGAUAAUGUCAUUUAGAAAAGGAAUGUUAUGUACAGCAUCUUAUUUCAAAGCACUUUUGUUAUCGUUUGAAAAAAUAUUACUGUGAAUUUUUACCACAUUAACAUUGGUAAAGAGUAGUAUUGGCAAAAAGUAACCAUCCUUGCUAUGUAGAGACAUUUGCGAUGCAUACGAACAUUCACUGUAUGCACAAAUUGUUCCAAGCACUAUAGUGACCUACAACCAUCUCACUAGCUGCUACUUUGAACAAACUCAAUGUUUGAUCCUGUGAUACCUGUUCGGCUUCAAGUUGUCAGUUUGAUUUUAGUUUUUACUUCAGCGUAGUCUUUUUGACUAUUUUGGGUCAGUUAGCUAUAACACUAACAAAUACUCUGCAGCCAUUUAAUUUCUGAGUUAGGUGCCCUCGAAGCACGGAGAGUCUAGCUGUAAGCUAGCUAAGACGAUCAGUGCACAGACAGGUGCCCUCGAAGCACGGAGUAUAGCUGUAAGCUAGCUAAGAUGAUCAGUGCAUGGACAGGUGCCCUCGAAGCAUGGAGAGUAUAGCUGUAAGCUAGCUAAGAUGAUCAGUGCAUGGACAGGAGCCCUUGAAGCACGGAGAGUAUAGCUGUAAGCUAGGUAAGAUGAUCAGGGCACGGACAGGUGCCUCGAAGCACGGAGGAUAUAGCUGUAAGCUAGCUAAGAUAAUCAGUGCACAGACAGGUGCCCUUAAAGCAUGGAUAGUAUAGCUGUAAGCUAGCUAAGAUGGUCAGUGCACGGACAGGUGCCCUUGAAGCAUGGAGAGUAUAGCUGUAAGCUAGCUAAGAUAAUCAGUGCACAGACAGGUGCCCUUAAAGCAUGGAUAGUAUAGCUGUAAGCUAGCUAAGAUGGUCAGUGCAUGGACAGGUGCCCUCGAAGCACGGAGAGUAUAGCUGUAAGCUAGCUAAGACGGUCAGUGCACAGACAGGUGCCCUCGAAGCACGGAGAGUAUAGCUGUAAGCUAGCUAAGAUGAUCAGGGCACGGACAGGUGCCUCGAAGCAUGGAGGAUAUAGCUGUAAGCUAGCUAAGACGAUCAGUGCAUGGACAGGUGCCCUCGAAGCACGGAGUAUAGCUGUAAGCUAGCUAAGAUGAUCAGUGCAUGGACAGGUGCCCUCGAAGCAUGGAGAGUAUAGCUGUAAGCUAGCUAAGAUAAUCAGUGCAUGGACAGGAGCCCUUGAAGCACGGAGAGUAUAGCUGUAAGCUAGGUAAGAUGAUCAGGGCACGGACAGGUGCCUCGAAGCACGGAGGAUAUAGCUGUAAGCUAGCUAAGACGAUCAGUGCACGGACAGGUGCCCUCGAAGCAUGGAGAGUAUAGCUGUAAGCUAGCUAAGAUGAUCAGUGCACGGACAGGUGCCCUCGAAGCAUGGAGAGUAUAGCUGUAAGCUAGCUAAGACGGUCAGUGCACGGACAGGUGCCCUUGAAGGCACAUUUAGGGAACUACAGUUGUUUCUUCCCUAUUAGUCUAUUAUCCUACCCUUUCUAUUGCUCUGUUAGUACAAGUGAGAUCCUUACACAUUACAUAUUUUUUUUAGCACUCCUGGCCCCAUUUACUCUAUUUGAUUGGUCUAUUCCUUUUGGAGUUACCCCCAUUUCCCCUAUGUUUUUCCCAGCACAUGUACAAUAAGCUAAUUUUCUUCUUUGAUUAACUUAAAAAUGAAAACCUGCCACAUUCCUAGGGUUUGUAAAUACCACAUUCAGAGCUCAAUGGCGAUAUCCAUUGUCCCAUGUGAAAACACCUGUAUGAUUGGCUUGGAUCAAAAAUAAAUCCUUUAUGUUGGUGAUGGCUAUACAUGUGCAAUUCGUUUCGGUCCGAAUUUAAAAUCAGAUGAAUUUCGGCAAUUUGGACAUUCAGAUGCUUCAGAUGCUGAAGUCACAAAUUUUGGAUUGCCAAACUGAACCUAACCGAAGUGCCGAAUUGCCGAAGUCAUGAAUUUCAAUAGUACCGAACCGAACCAAAUUGUUUGCCAAUGCACAUCCCUAGUGAUGGCUAUACAUAGCACGCUUGAUGUUUGUGAACUUUUAUUUGGCAAGGCAUCAUGGGAAAUAUAGUUUCUAAACAUUUGGAAUGCUAAGGUUUGAGAGCACUGCUUCAUGCAGUGUGAUCCAUGCUGGUUCCCAGCCAUUGCUUGGUAAAACAUAGGUACGGUAUGACCUCUGGGCAGAAGAAAUAGUGUUUGAUGUAAUAUAACAUAUCACACAAUAUAGAAAUAUAUGACUCUUGCUCAUUAUGUCCCAAAUCUAAUGUUUGAAUCUUCACCAGAAAUUAUUCCAAUCUGUUAGGAAAAAAACUUUUCAAAUGAUUUAUCUACAAAAAAUUUGCCAGACUUUAAUGGUGACUUCUGUAGAUAAAUCAUUUAAAAAGUUUUUUUUCUCACAGUUUGGAGUAAUUUCUGAUGCUGAUUAAAAUGAUUUAAAUCGAGGCCAUAACGAGAUAAUUAAAGUGUAGACAUUCCAUCCAGGGUUCACUGCAGGUCAUACACUUAUUUGAGGUCGAUAGUAGACCUGCAUCCACCUUCAAUAUAAUGCCUAACGAGAACAGUGGCUUUGGAAUACGGGUUAGUUACUCAAUGUUUCCACAAUAUUCUAUUCCCUCUGUGUGGGUAUGGGGAGCCAUGGUUGUAAGUAUUAUCAGAUGGCAGUUCAGGAACAUCUUGUCUGUCAAGUAUUGUCAUCAUGGACCUGAAAUGUCUCCACCGUGUGUGACAUAUUAAGAAUUCAUGAUUAUUUCCAUAAUUCCAGCAGAUUUAAAAUUCAUGUCACUCUGAGCAAUAAUUGCUCAAAGUUAUAAAAAUUUUAACUAAUGUUCCUAGGGUAAAUGUAUUAAGGCAUUUAACCAUAUUUAAGUCUUUGGCUGGUGCCACUUGAGCAGGUAUUCACUGGUUUCCUCCUUCUACUGUCAAGAAGAAGAUGAAAACAAUUGAAUAUUCCAAUGGAGUCCCUUCGUUUCUAUGGUAAUUGUUCCACUUCUAGAACGUUGUCAGAUAUUUUCUUUUAGUGAAUAUUUUAUAAAUCUCUCCGUAAUAUGUCACCGGUUCCUAUCCUGGGAAUCCAACAUUAGACCUUCAUAGAGCCUGUAGAUGUUUUCCAUACCUUGGUUUGCCCUCAAUGAUGCGAUUUUUGGUGUUUUUGGUGUUUUUAUCGUUUUCCUAUGAUUCAUAGUCAGUCUGAAACUAAAUCUAAAAUAUAAUCUGUUGCAAUAAUUAGGUAAUAUUAGGUAAUGUUAUUUUAUAUUUUCUAAUUUGCCGCUUUAUCUUAAAAUAGCUUUUUUCAUUGUAUGAAUUAAUUUUUUUUUUAUACAUUUAUUUAUUUGCUGAAGAUUGGUCAUAGAUAGUCACAAAAACAAAAUGUUUGCGUACAUUUAACAAGCAAAGAGUCAAUCUCCCAAGCCGCUGCACUUUGUAUAGAUCUCUGUUUGUAAUUGCAGGUGUCGUGGGCAGAACAGCAGUAUAUCAAACAUCGAAAUAAACGUUCAAUCUUCAGGGAAGACACAGAAAAGCUUUUUAAUGAUCCCAUGUGGAGUCGGCAAUGGUAUUUGGUGAGUGUUAUUUUUCUCCCUGGUUUCAUAAUUACUUUUAAUAAAAUUAUGUUACAGAUUGUGAUAAAGAGAAUGCUGACUCUGCACUUGCGUUCCUUAGCUGAGUUACUAUACACACACACAGUCAGGGAGAUCUUUCAAACUAGCCUUUAAAUUGACCAUUUCCCCUUUGGGUUGCGGUGGUUCACAGUGUUAGAACCACUGAUCUAGAACUCAUUUAAAGAUCACUAAAGACACCCAGACCUCUUCAUCUCAAUGGCCCUGUGCUCCAGUCCUUUUAACGCUUCCAUGUAAAACAUUGUUUGUAGAAUCUGCUCAUAGCAGCAUUUGAUUGGAGGAGUGCGUCAUUUGGACACGCAUACGCUUUUCAAUCCAAUGCGUCUCUAUGAGUUGCAUUGGAUUGGUUGAGGUUGGAGAAGGCUUGAUGACGUCUUUGAAGGCGGAGCAGGAGGCUGCUGCAGACGAGUCUUGGCACUGGCAACGAGGUAAGUAAUCAUUCUUGACCUUAAUUGUAUUUAAUAGAUAAGGGGAGGUGGACAAAGAGGAGUGUCUAUUGUGAUUUUCUUGACUAUAGGGUCACUUUAAUAUCUGAGUCACAAUCUGGAUCACAGCUGCAUAUUACCUUUAAGAAAUGAUAUUAUAUAGACGAGAUGAGAGGGGAAAAGAGAAGAGACCUUACGUACUAUUAGUAUAGAACUGUAUAUAAUAUAUUGUAGGUAUAUAAUUGUAUAGAAUAUAUUUUUUCUAAACUACCCAACAUCUGUCAUAAUUAUACUUGAUUUAAUAAUUUAACAUUUAAUAACGCAGUGUAUCAAUCACUUUCCUCGGGAGUUAAAAAUGAAUAUAAUGCACAUUAAUGCGUAUUACAGCAUUAUUAAAUCCAGAUUUUUUUUUUUUAUUAAUCAAAAGGUGAUAUGUUUUUCCAUAAAUUUGCAAAUUCACUAUUAAACCAUGCUAAAUUCCUGAUUGUCCAGUAUUGUACUUUCAGUUUAUUUGUGAUUUCUUAAUAGGAUCCUGGAGAAGGGGAUGGGGAGGUAGGAGCUAUUACUCUCUACCUGGUAUUAUUUACCCUCCUCACCACCAAUACACAGACACCCCUACCCUUAUUAAUAGGUAUCUGCCUGAAGAAUGAGUUUAAGCAAUUCUAACAUUUCAAAAUUCCUCUGUGUGCGAAUAUCAUGCAUUGCUUUCCAUCAUACAGCAUCAUGUCCAUUUUACAGGGACAUCUGGUGUUCCUGCUUUGUUGACUGUUCCCAGAGAGAAUCUAGGGUGAAGGUAGUUCCCAGUGAUUGAUUAGUAGGGAUUAAAACAGGUUGCUAAGUAGAAAGAGAGUAAAAAAAGUCAGAGCGAGGUAGUACAGAUUAUAUCUGAAUAUUUAUAUAUACUUUCAAGAAAGCACAAAAUCAAUCUAUUGUUUAGCUGCAGUAGAAAAAGUUAUAUCCGGCUUGUUAGUGUGCUCUAAGUCAAACAGAUUCUUCUCUUUGCAAACAAUCUCAGAGUAACACAGUUUAUUUGCGUUUUGCUUUCAGUUGAAUAUUAGAAUGUACAAUGAUUUAUGUUCUUGAUUGCCAGAAGGGGCUGGGAUGCAAUGUAAGGUAACGCAAACACCAGACAACUCAGCUCUGACACAAAGUAUCCAUAUACUGUUAUAUAUAAUAUAAAACCAUUAAAACAAUAAAAAAUAAGGUAGAUUAAGCUGGAAUUAAGGAAAAAACAAAAUAACUAAAUAAUAAGCAUAGUAGGACAAAUUAUACAAAAUGUCAAAAUAGAUUAAAAGAAAACAAAAAAAAGAACGAAUAUAAUCUUUUUAUUGGACGAGUAAAAUUAAAAUGCAGUCAUACUACAUGAUCUUCAGCAAACGUAUUGCAACAUCCUAAACAAUUGCACUGCAUAAUUGUAAAUGUCAACGAGAGCCACUCUAAUUUAAAGAAUGACUCAACAAUGUGCAACAUUUUAUCUGAAUGUAUAGUUGGUCAAUUAUCAAAAUUUAUGAGAAAGUUUAAGACGUUUGUUUCCUCACUUAUAUAUUAGCCAAAGUGCGUUUUUGAGGCGUUGUGUCAUUCACCUUAACAAUAGUACAGUUUCCAAAAAAGUAGUGGGGGAGACCCCUCUAUACUACUACUUCUGUGACACAAUGCUUCAGUGUAUGUUCAACAUGAGCUCUCACUUACGCAGCUUCAUGUCUAUGAGUGAGAGCGUUCAUUUUUAUUAAAGUUUUUUAUUUUUGUGUGUUUAUUUUAGCAAGAUACAAGAGUUAACCCAUCUUUACCUAAAUUGGACCUCCAUGUGAUUCCUGUGUGGAGAAAAGGAAUAACUGGUAAAGGCGUUGUUGUAACUGUACUGGACGACGGGCUGGAAUGGAACCACACAGAUAUCUACACUAAUUACGUAAGUUUUACAUUGUUUAACAUUGUGUGUAUACCUUUAACUAACACAAUUAGCCAACUGUGUGUACAAAGAAGAGUACAUAUAUAGCAUUAUGAAAUGAGCUAGGCAUGGUUUACAGCUCUUUCUAUCUUCGGAAACAUUAAAUUUUCCAUUAAAUAAACUACUUACUUAUUCUAAAAAAAAAAAAAAAUGAAAAAAUGGGCAUUGCUUUCUCAAUUCUUUUUCAAAGCUUCACACAUGAAAUUAUAUAAUUAAAUAGGAAUGUGAAGUCUGAGUGAUGAUUUGAAGUGACAUAAGUCUGAAUAAGCAAAAUACGGAAAAACUGUAGGGAGGUAUGGGAAAAAAGUGAGAAAAAAUUAGAAUUCGGGACUAGAGAGAAGUAAGAUUAUUGAAGGACAGUCAAGUUGUGUAAGGGAGAAAAUAGGACCGGAGAAAAAGAAAGGAGAUACUGGUCAGGUGAAGGUAUAUGGAAAUCAUUGAAAAUGUAGGUGCAUGGAAUUAUAUUUUUCUCUAGCCCAUUAAUCCCUAUUAUUAAGAAUGUAAAGGGGUGGUGUCAUGGAGGAUUACGCAAAUGUUUUCCACUGAAGCUAUGAACCAGAUUUGUUAUUCUGUUAUACAGUUAGAGAGUUAAUGGGCACAAUUAAUUUCUAUAAUUUGGGUAUCAUUUUGCAAUAUAUAGCCUGGGUGCUUUACAUAUAUCACAGACUAAUUAAUUGAUAGAUCUACUAAGAAUUGGUUCCCCCGGGCUCAGGAAUACAGUCCAGAGAGUUGGGCAGAUUGUUCCCUCAAGGAUGUCCCUUGUCGUUAGGAAUAAUACCUUUCAUAGCGGUUGAACAAACAUUCACAUACACUACAUAAAAAUGAAUAUGUCUCUUUCACCACAACCUCUAGUACUCUGUCAGGGGUUAGAUAGCAACAUGAUAAUAUGUUGGCAGAAUUAAACACAAUUCAAAAGCCGGAUUGGCCAGAUUGUAUGGAGGAAAAAAAAGUUUGGAAAACUAGAUUUUGGUCUAGAGUUGUAAACCUGUAGAAUAGUUAAUAUUACAUUAAUUUCAUCAUUACCUCAUCAUAGUAGCUAAUUAUUAUUUAACAUUAUGAUAAUGUGUUGGCGGUGUAUCAAGUUGUUCCUAUUUUGUUUGUAAUAAAUUAUUUUUAUAAAACUGCUAUAUCAAAUAAUAUAUAGAAUAAAUUAAAUAUUUUAUAUUACAUUAACUUCAAAUUGUUGCUUUAUAAACCUCUGUCAUCACUAACAGACAUUACAGUAUGUACGAAUACAGUAUACAGAAUAUACAGUGACACCAUGUAUCCUUUGUAUUUUAGGAUCCAGAAGCCAGCUAUGAUUUUAACGAUAAUGACAAUGAUCCCUUCCCUAGAUAUGACAUUACAAAUGAGAACAAGUAGGUAUACUGUCUUGGUUUAACCCCUUAAGGACCAAACAUGUCAUGUGUCCUUAAGGGGUUAAUGUCUAUCUAUGUGUAUAUGGAUUUAUAUAAGGCACACACAGGGUAUAUUCACAGCUGUGUCAUUUUCACAUGCUAUUAACAGCAACUGCUCAAACAUUGAGGUUUAGUCAUGAACCCAGUGAUUGUACAGAAGAACUGAUUUAGAAUUGUUUUCACUUCGGGCAUUUGAGCCUAAAAUGUUUACUUCCAUGUCAGGUCAUAGGAAUCUCUGGUUUAGUAAAUAAAUUGUAUUUUAUUUGACACAAACACCAAGGGCUAUUAUGCAAAAUUAAUGGAUAAGAUUGUAAUUUAAUACAUAUUUAAGUACCAAACACAAGCGAGCAGAAAUAUAUGAAUAUUCACUAAGGCAGGAAUUUUGUCAUAAUCAUCAAAAUUUGGGGGAAAAAACACCAAACUGCAACAUAAUUUGCAAUAAUUAUAUUUACUGAAGGCAAAUUAAGUUGAAAUGUAGCUACUUCAAAUGACUAAUCAAAUCUCACUCAAUGCAAUCCGGUGUCUGCUUUAAAAUCAGGAAUAAUCACAUGCGACUCGAACAUAAAAUAUAAGAUACCCCUAUUUUUUUAAACAACAAAUUGGGUAAAAGCAAAGUCACAGACGAACAAGCAGCCAUUGGACAAAGAGUUCAAAUAUAAUGAAAUAAUAUUGAUUUAAUACAUCAUAUUUAUAGAAUAAUCAAGUAAUAUGCAUUUUAUAACCCAAAGUGUUAUGCUAUUAUUGUGGCAUAAUAUACCCCUCUAUGGAGUUAACCAUUGCUCCCUUGGAGUUAGUUAUCUGACUGCUCUCAGCUGUCGGUGCCCAUUCUGGAUGAAUGCUUGUGAGUGGGAGUGUGAGUGUGAUUGAACUAUACUGAUCCUGCAAGCAUGCCUAGGAGUUCCAGAAUGUACAGGAUGAAAAAAUAUUUCAUACAAGGAAAAAUACCAGGGCAGAAGUCUAAAUGAAUAUAGUUACAAAUUCGUAUGUAAUAAGGUAUUACUCUUCUGAAAGGAUGUAAAUAUUUUUAACACCCAUUUUUAACAUCAGAGGAAUAAAUAAUAAAUAAAUCUUUAUAUAAAGCAUAUUUCCUUUUAUAUACAAGAUUUUGCUUAGCACAACGUUUGGUUGCCAUAUUUCGUGUGAUAUCCAGCUGGGAUACCAGGUCGACCCAGUCUAGGCUGUGAAAGUAUGUCAUACUGUUAAUGAUGUACUUUACAAAGCGAACCGUGUCAUCAACAUUGCACAUCCAUAAUCUCCCCGUCAAUUAGCCAGCCAGACUGGCUCAUAUUGGUUAGUUAUUUGUAGAACAAUAAGUACCAUAAUGCUUUGCCAUUUUUAAAGGGGCCCUCCAGACACUCAUACAAGUUGGAAAUAAUGUGUAGAUUUGAUCGGUGGUUCACAACUUAUUCCUCAGACACACCAAUGGCUGCGGUUUGACAGUAUCGCACUUGGAAUAAUACUGGAAAAUUCCCAAAUCUACUUAACAUUAUUUGAUUUAUUGCUGUAUAAAUUCCUUUUUUUCUCGUAAUUAUUUUAUUGUAUUAGAGCAAUGAGUUUUCUUCCUUUGUACUAUCCUGCUCAUAUUUCCCUGUCUUUUAACAUUUACAGACACGGUACUAGAUGUGCAGGAGAAGUUGCGAUGAUUGCGAAUAACAACAAAUGUGGAGUUGGAGUUGCAUACAAUGCAAAAGUUGGAGGUAAUUCAAUAAAUAAAGGAUCAUUUCGACAUCUUACUUUCUCAUCGUAUGAAGAAACAGGAGAAAACACCUGCUACACAGUAAUCAGCAGAAUGUUGGCACUGGUGGCAAGGCUUGGAGAGAAGGUGGGGAGAAUGGGUUGGCAUAAAGAAUGAGAGUAGGCAUGAAGCGAGUAGAAUUGAGGAGUCAACGAAAGACACGUAGAAACAGGGCUGAGAUGGAAAAUAUGGCUUAUAUAGUGGAGACAAAAUAACCUGACGUGGAAUAGGACCUCACAUAAUGGGUGGAGGACAGCAUAUGGUGAUGGUACGUAUUUACGUCAUAUGGAGAUUAUAUGAAGAGGAACGGGAAAGAUGGUAGACGGUAGAAGCUUGAGUGACAGAAAUAUGACAUUAGAUGGCAUAAAGUGGUAGGUCAAGAGAGAGGCAGCUGAUAUGAAGGCAGUGGUGGAGGCUGACUUGGCAUAUUAUAGACAGCUGACAUAAAAGCAUAAUUUUGUGCAUUAUAUUUGGAGAUUCCAAGAACUGCCAGCAAAAUGUGAAAAUUGUGUUUGCAUGUGGAUAUAAUACCUCAUUAUGGAAAGGUUUAAGGCUAUUUUUGAAAUGACAGCACAUACUAAGCAUUCUAUGUUAUUGUUUUGUCGAUCACAUCUUCCUAUAUGCUUUUUGUUAAAGGUAUUCGAAUGCUAGACGGUGUUGUAACAGAUGCUAUAGAAGCAAGUUCGAUUGGAUUCAAUCCACAACAUGUGCACAUUUAUAGCGCUAGCUGGGGGCCCAACGAUGAUGGGAAAACUGUGGAGGGUCCUGGGAGAUUGGCACAGAAGGCUUUUGAAUAUGGAAUUAAACAGGUGAGUUGAAAUGGUACCCAUGAAAAAAAUAUAUAUCUUGGAACGUGACAAUGUAUAUUGAAAAAAACAAAAAACAUUCAACCUGGGUUGGGCAAACAGCAGUCUCCGUUAAGCUUUAAGAUUACCAUUUUAUCCCUUGAGAUAGCUUCAUCUCAAAACAAAACCCUAAACGUAUUGUACUUAUUAUCUGUACAUCACAUUCUAAAUGAGACCAGUCAUCAGGGACUGUUCAGUAUAGUCAGACAGACAUAUUAUAGUGCUACACAUAUUUCAAACAUUUUAAUAUCAUACAAUAUGACAAUGCCACAUCGACGUACGCUACAUCACCAGAAAACAUAUUUCAGAAUAUAACCAGGGCAAUAAAAUAUCGAAGUAUUCACUAUGGAAAUAAGUUUAGCCUAUAAAGUGACACUCCAGCUUUAAAAAAUAUAUAUUUAUUUUGAAUUAAUUUAAAGCCGUAGCGUUAAAUAUAGCAUCCUUUUAACCACUUAAGGACACAUGACGUGUGACAUGUCAUGAUUCCCCUUUAUUCCAGAAGUUUGGUCCUUAAGGGGUUAAACUCCUUAAUUGUGAAUGUCAUUCUCACUUUUCUCCAUGUUCAGAUCCAACCUCAUGGCAAAAUCUUCUUCUUUUUUAGAGCCACUCCAGUUACUCCACUUGGGAGGAAUUGGACAGCACAAUGGGCAAUGUGUGUGGCUUCAUGUAUCAUCUCAGUGGGAGACAGAUGAGGGUUCCUAAGUCCUAGCAUGUGUGUUGAGCAUGACAUUCACACUACAGCUGUAUGGUUCUUGCAUACUCACUUAGCAUGUAUGAUGACUAUGCAUACUCCACGUCUCAUGACUUUAUACAUCCAAUUAUUGCUCCAAUGGGAACCCCUGAGAUAGCUUAAAUGAUGCUCUGAUAUUAACUUACAGCUCUUCACUCUCUAUAAGUUACAAGAAGUCAAGGGAGGAGACCAGAGUGUAACAGUAUUUGCGUCCACUUUAUCAGAUAUAUUAAUUCCAAGGUUCUUCAUAUCUUCUAAUAAUUAAAAAUCUGUAAAUCUUUACAUUUUCAUUGAGUAGAUCCAUAUAACGUAUUCUUUUUGUUUUCAAAAGGGUCGCAAUGGAAAAGGUUCCAUCUAUGUCUGGGCUUCUGGAAACGGUGGUCGCCAAGGAGAUAACUGUGACUGCGAUGGAUACACCGACAGUAUUUACACUAUUUCUAUAAGCAGUGCCUCUCAACAAGGACUGUCUCCUUGGUAUGCCGAGAAAUGCUCUUCUACUUUGGCUACGGCAUACAGUAGUGGCGAUUACACUGAUCAGAGAAUUGUAAGUCGACUGUGAAUGUGACAUUUACAUUACAUUUUAUAAUAAUUAUUAUUAUUGUUAUAGAUUUUUCUGGCAUUUGUACUCCCAAAAUUUCACUUUUUGCUUCUAGUGAAUACUUUGGGGUUUAUUUCCUAAAUUGGGAAUGAUGAAGAAAUGUGAAGGACAUUGCCCAUUUUAGCUAAAAUACCAUAAUUUUAAAAAUUUUACUUAGCUAUUUUUAAAACUUGGUUAAUUUUUCAGAACAUUUGUAAUUUCAGCACAAACCCAAGAUUCAUUCUGCUCCAAAGUUAGCAUUAAAAGUUAGCAAGACUGCACUUCUGCUGGACUUAUCUUCACUCACCAUGGAUUUCCGGUUCUCUGUAACCAGCGAUCUAGACCAAAGCAACAGUAUCAUGGACUAUUUGAAGGACCAAAGUAAUCUUGUAAAACAGAUGAACUCAAUAAAAAUAAACUAUAUCAAUAGUAUGACUAUAUAAAAUACUAAGAUCUAAUAAGAAGGAAGGAGCAAAGACAAGUUGCCAAGUUCAAAAAAGAAACAAACAAAAAAACUACACCAUUUAAAUAAUCAAACAAACAUUUAAUUCAACAUAAUAGAUUCCACAGGAAAGAUUACCCCAAUUCCAGAAAUAAAAAUAAAUCAGCUGCCAAAUCAAGUUAAUAACAGGUUUACCCCAUCACAAUCCCAUCUCAAAUUUACCCCCUGUCCAUUAUCCACGUUCUCACAUGGAGUAGUCAUAAAGAAUACCAAUUGGUAAGUUAAAAUGGUAUGGUGAACAAGGGUUCUAUUUUGGGUAUGUAAAAAUUGUAUGUAAGGCUCCCAAUACAAAAAAAAAAUUGGGGCUGAAAUUCUACCCAGUCAAAUUUGAACACAAAUUCUAAUUUAGUUCUGCAUGGUCUUAACGCUGGCUUGUCAGGUAAAAUCCGAGUAUGAAGGUGCUAAUACCAUUUUAUUGAAUUUAGAGUGUCUCGGGGCAAUGCCAAGGAAAAUACCAAAGAUUAACCAAUGUGGGGACAGUGGCACCGGGAAUUGUAAGGUAGUCUCCUGGUAUGUUCGUACUUCCAGGAUUUGUCUAAUACAAUUCUAAAGUAAUCGAAUAGAGUAGUUGGCUUGGUAGGGUUUCCAAAUAAUAAUUUAAUGUAUUUUUUCUCCCUGUUAUAUUAUCUUUGGAUUUUAUAUAUUUUCACUAAAAAUAGAUGCAUUUUCUACUCUUUAAGAAAAAUAAUGUCGUCCUUUUGAGAGCUAUAUUACUUAUAUUAUUGUUUCUUUGUAAAAUGGGCAAUUUCCUCCUCAAUUCGCCGUAAUUCCCACUUUGGACAAUGGGAGGCAGUUACUAACCAUUUACUAACCAACUCCAAUACAAAAUUCCUAACCUUGUACUAUGUAUAAAAAAAUCUCCCACUACGAUUCUUCCAUCUUAUUUCUCCUUUGGAAAUCACUAUAAUAAAUUUAAGAGCUCUGUCAUUAAGAAUGGAUGUCUAUCAUUUGAUUAGCCUGCCUGGUAAAACAGUGCUAUUUUGUAAAUAUAUUUCUACACAGUGAAAUGUGCUAACUACUUGCAAUUUGAUUAAUACAUUCCUAACAGGAAAAAAUGCAAAAAAAUUAUUUAUUGGUCAAUGUCUUUUUUUGUAAAAAAAUUUUUUUAAAAUAUUUCCAUUAUGGGAUGAAAACCUGCCGAUCCUGUAACAGAAAUAUAAACUAUCCCCUUGACCUCUGUUAUGAUUAUAGAGUUACCCCAAUUUAUUUAUCUGUUCAUUAGACCGUGGUUUGCUUCGCUGUGCACUCCAACAAAGCGUGUUAUCUAAAAACCCAUCACACACAUUUUUGCUUGUUCCCUAAUCUCUCUAUUUGCUCUUUUCUGAGAGACAAUAAUAUUAAAGAUCAAAUGAAAUGUAUAUGUAUAUGUAUAUGUUUUGCCAGGAAGGAUAUGUUGAGAUUUCUCCCACUUUAUAGGAUGUCAUUGAGGGCACAUGCUAUAUAUAGUUACUGUUAAAGGUAAUUUUAUUCACAAUAUAUAAUAUGAAUGUUUGACUAACUGGACAGUAGGUGGUGCUAUGACAAUAUGUAUAGUUAUAGCAUGAAGUACAGUUUUCCAAGGACUCUCUUAUUAUAACUUUGAUAGUUAAAUAUACUUUUUGAAUUAUUGCCUGUUUUUACUAGUUAUAUUUACAGCAUUAUUUAAUAAAGUGAGAGUCUAAGGUGAAUUCAAAGUAAUUUUCAAAUUUAGGGCCAGAUUAGCCGAACUGAAAGUACAGAUGAUUUAGAGACGUUUGGGCUGUUUUGACCUUGAAAUUAACUUUGAAUUCACCUUGAAUCCUCACUUUAGUGAUUCACUCAGUUAAUCUCAUUGUGUUGCUUUAAAUCCAGCUAAUCCCGCUAAUAUUACUAUUUCAGUAAGCAUAAUUUACAUACCUGUUACAUGUUUACCAUGGACCAUAAACAAUACAAUUAGGCAUUAACUGUGAUUCAACUGAUUUUUAUUAUAAUACCCACCAUGUACCAUUUCAGAUAAGUGCCGACCUACAUAAUGAUUGCACAGAAACACAUACGGGGACGUCAGCCUCAGCUCCGCUGGCUGCUGGGAUCUUUGCUCUUGCACUUGAAUAUAAGUAAGGAUUUUUUGUGAACGAUAUUUUUGUACAAUAAUUAAUGUAACCCAACACCAUAUUAUAAGCAUUCUUUAAGUUUCUUAUGAAAAUACAAUAUUCCUUACAAUAACUAUUCAUCCCUUGUCCAUAUAUCUCAUUAUCUAUUAUCGAAGAGAUCUGUUGUCAAAACGUUGAGUUCCAUGUUGGGUGAAGUACACAACCUGCGGAGAAAGUUGGCUAUUUACUCAAAACAUUUAAAGACACUUAUAGCAGCCAACGUCUGUUACAAAGCAGUUAUGAUCACUUUGGCCUUCCAACAUGUAACUAAUUCAUAAAUCUGAGUAAAUUGUUGUUCAAAUCUGGAAUUUCUAUUUGGUUUGGUAUAAUAUUUCAACUUAAACAGUUACGCUGUGAAAAGGUGCCUGGCCACAUUGAUCUACUAUCAGGGAAUUCAUCAAAACAUCUUAAUAUAUUAUUAUUAUUAUUAUUAUUUUUAAAAUACCCAUUCCAAAGAUGCAUGGGGUAUUUAGAAGUAGGAAGGGACCUAAAAGGUUAUUCACUGAAGUGAGAAUUCUAAGUGAAUUUAAAGUCAAUUUCAAAUUUAAGGCCAGAGAAGUGGAAAUGGGAGCAUAGCUGAGAACAUUUCUAUUUUGGAAUUACUUUGACCUUAAAUAUAAAAUUCACUUUGGAUCCACUUAGAAUUCUCACUUUAGAGAAUAACCCUGAUUAUGCAUUCACAGCUACGGUUUAAGGCAGGGUUCUCAGAGUGCUGUUCCUCCAGAUGUUGCUGAACUACGGCUCCCAUGAUUCUUUGAAUGAAAUAGAGAACCAGAGAAUCAUGGGAGUUGUAGUUUAGCAUCAUCUGUAGGGUCAGAGUUUGGAGAACCCUGGUUUAGAGAAUAAAAUAAAGAAACAAGUUUUUAACUCAGAAAUAAGGCAAUUCAUUUUGCUGAUAUUUUUGCUCAUGUGCAGAAAUUAAAGGGAACCUAUAGUCCCAGGAAAACACAGUUGUUUUUUCUGGACUAUAGGUUCCUUCUAAUGAUCCCCCAUUAGUCCACCUCCAUUUUGCUGGUAAAAAAUGCAAGUUUAAUACUUACACAGUAAAAACGGCAAUGUUUUACAUGGAAGGGUUACAAUGACCACUGCUCACAGAUCACUACAUUGAGAUUAAGUGGUCUAGGUGAGAUUAGUGGUCCUUUAAAUUUUCUCCCCAUCCUUUAGAUUUGUGUGUGUGUGUGUUAGAAUAACACAUGUUGCAAUAAUUUAAUUAUCAGGAAUGUUUUUGAGGCAGUGAAUCUGGUCACUAAACAGUGGGGGAGAUUUAUCAAAGUGUCAAUGACACAUUUUCAUACAAUGUUCAGCACGUUUUUAUUGCAAUUUAAUGAGCCUGUCAGAUUUUUUAAAAUCUGUUACUGAUUUUGCGUCCUGUUAUUUUUCCAUAUACGGUGACGUAGUGGAUUUUUUAAAAAGUAAGGGAUUUCUUAAAGAUUAGGGAACAGUGCACAGACAAAAAAAAAAUACAGUUUUAAAUUUUAUAAGGUUACUUAAUAUCACCCAUCUCAGAUAACAAAUAUGGGGAUUCAGUUCCACCAUAUGGCAAUAUGGCAUUAAACCCACAACUACUUCACAGUACCCCAAAAUCUGUGGGUCCUACACUAAUUUUAACAUGGAUUUAUUAUCCUUUCGACCACAUUUUCAGAAACAAAAGUGUUCUGCAUAACUUCUCUUUUAUUUAGCCGCUCUUAAUCUGGUGGUCUAUUGAAAAGAAAACUGUCGGAAUUUACCAUACAGAAAACUCGCUUUAAUAACAUGUUUAUAAACACAAUUAGAAUAAUGACAGAAUUGAAUUGGUUUGGUUUAAUACAACUUAAACCAUAAGUCUGUCCUAACUUGCAAUUGUAUGGCUUUUAGUUGUCUUUUUUAUCUCAAACGAUCAAUUCUGUUUAUUUUUACAUUGUGAGACACAAUGGGAUUUGUUUCUUAUCUGACCCUUAAAGGGACAUUAUAGUCACCUGAACAACUUUAGCUUAAUGAAGCAGUUUUGGUGUAUAGAACAUGCCCCUGCAGCCUCACUGCCCAAUCCUCUGCCAUUUAGGAGUUAAAUCCCUUUGUUUAUGAACCCUAGUCACACCUCCCUGCAUGUGACUUGCACAGCCUUCCAUAAACACUUCCUUUAAAGAGAGCCCUAUUUAGGCUUUCUUUAUUGCAAGUUCUGUUUAAUUAAGAUUUUCUUAUCCCCUGCUAUGUUAAUGGCUUGCUAGACCCUGCAAGAGCCUCCUGUAUGUGAUUAAAGUUCAAUUUAGAGAUUGAGAUACAAUUAUUUAAGGUAAAUUACAUCUGUUUGAAAGUGAAACCAGUUUUUUUUUUCAUGCAGGCUCUGUCAAUCAUAGCCAGGGGAGGUGUGGCUAGGGCUGCAUAAACAGAAACAAAAUGACAGUGAAUUGAGCAGUGAAAUUGCAGGGGAAUGAUCUAUACACUAAAACUGCUUUAUUUAGCCAAAGUAAUUUAGGUGACUAUACUGUUCCUUUAAUAAAAAAAAAAAAAUAGAAGAAAAAAAAAGACGGAAUCUAGCCGUCACUUUCCAGAACACUUUGAAUAUCCCCGGUGGUAUCUGUAGCUUGAAAAUCAACUUUACCGAUUCACUAAUUAGUAAAUUAAAUCCUGUUAUGUAAAUAUAAAUUAUUGUGAAUUCAAAGUGAUUUCAUAACUAAUUUCAAAUUUUUACUCAAAAUAACUAAAUUGGCUGUUUUGGGCUACAAUUUAAAAUGUAUUUUUUAAAAUGUAAAUUUAAAAUUUAAAUUGAAUUACCAAACAGGCUAUCCUAAAAAAGACAAAAUAGGGGGGGGCAGGGCCUGACCGCCAUGCUGGCCAGGCGCAUGGCACAACAGCUCCAGCAAACUUCGACCUAAAACCCUACAAUAAGGAACUUUUAGACCUACCUGACAACCUCCCGCGGUGGGCCGGCACAUGAGGAGACACUGGAACCGGGGAGAGGCUUGCAUCCCAUGUUUUAGUCCCCCGGAGAGAUAUGCAUCGCUACUUCUGGGAUGAGGCCUACUCAGGCGGUUAGUGAGGCGGAUUGCCGCCCCCUGCUAUCCUGCCCGAUGAUAUCCAGCCAGACUCCCUCAGCUGAGCGGACCAGGCCCCCCAUGUAACCAACGCAAGCCCUGCAAACCUGUAUGGGGCAGACCACCACGCAUUCAUAUAAAGCCUCAGCAGCUGCAUGGCUGAUGUUACCAAGGCCCAGAGCCCAUACCAGGCGAAAAGGCUGGAGCGGCUCCAAGCUGAUACGCGAAGCGUAGACCAAGCCACUCAGACCCAACAGAUAACCCCUCGGGCCUGCCCAGACGACUGGCACAGAGCACACACCAUCGCUCCGUCCCGAGGAUCAGGCCCGCAACGCCUCCACAACGGCACAGCGACACCUAACAGCCAGACAACAGGGAAGGGACAUCAAACAGCUGGAGGACAGCGGCUGAGGCAAACCCUGUAUCGCAGGGGGACUUACCAUCAUUACGUACCCAUCCUAAAGAACCCAGGCAGAGGCAACUUGAAGGAACAGCUCUAACCCCACCGAGGGUGCAAAGCCUGCCUAAUACCCCUCCAGGGAGUAUGACUACUCAACUGCAAGCCACUGAGGUGUUAGGGUGUCCCCACAGUAUAAGCGAGUGCUCUCAAGACUCUAAGUGUAUAUUAAACUAAAUACAGGGAGUGCAGAAUUAUUAGGCAAAUUAGUAUUUUGACCACAUCAUCCUCUUUAUGCAUGUUGUCUUACUCCAAGCUGUAUAGGCUCGAAAGCCUACUACCAAUUAAGCAUAUUAGGUGAUGUGCAUCUCUGUAAUGAGAAGGGGUGUGGUCUAAUGACAUCAACACCCUAUAUCAGGUGUGCAUAAUUAUUAGGCAACUUCCUUUCCUUUGGCAAAAUGGGUCAAAAGAAGGACUUGACAGGCUCAGAAAAGUCAAAAAUAGUGAGAUAUCUUGCAGAGGGAUGCAGCACUCUUAAAAUUGCAAAGCUUCUGAAGCGUGAUCAUCGAACAAUCAAGCGUUUCAUUCAAAAUAGUCAACAGGGUCGCAAGAAGCGUGUGGAAAAACCAAGGCGCAAAAUAACUGCCCAUGAACUGAGAAAAGUCAAGCGUGCAGCUGCCACGAUGCCACUUGCCACCAGUUUGGCCAUAUUUCAGAGCUGCAACAUCACUGGAGUGCCCAAAAGCACAAGGUGUGCAAUACUCAGAGACAUGGCCAAGGUAAGAAAGGCUGAAAGACGACCACCACUGACAAGACACACAAGCUGAAACGUCAAGACUGGGCCAAGAAAUAUCUCAAGACUGAUUUUUCUAAGGUUUUAUGGACUGAUGAAAUGAGAGUGAGUCUUGAUGGGCCAGAUGGAUGGGCCCGUGGCUGGAUUGGUAAAGGGCAGAGAGCUCCAGUCCAACUCAGACGCCAGCAAGGUGGAGGUGGAGUACUGGUUUGGGCUGGUAUCAUCAAAGAUGAGCUUGUGGGGCCUUUUCGGGUUGAGGAUGGAGUCAAGCUCAACUCCCAGUCCUACUGCCAGUUCCUGGAAGACACCUUCUUCAAGCAGUGGUACAGGAAGAAGUCUGCAUCCUUCAAGAAAAACAUGAUUUUCAUGCAGGACAAUGCUCCAUCACACGCGUCCAAGUACUCCACAGCGUGGCUGGCAAGAAAGGGUAUAAAAGAAGAAAAUCUAAUGACAUGGCCUCCUUGUUCACCUGAUCUGAACCCCAUUGAGAACCUGUGGUCCAUCAUCAAAUGUGAGAUUUACAAGGAGGGAAAACAGUACACCUCUCUGAACAGUGUCUGGGAGGCUGUGGUUGCUGCUGCACGCAAUGUUGAUGGUGAACAGAUCAAUACACUGACAGAAUCCAUGGAUGGCAGGCUUUUGAGUGUCCUUGCAAAGAAAGGUGGCUAUAUUGGUCACUGAUUUGUUUUUGUUUUGUUUUUGAAUGUCAGAAAUGUAUAUUUGUGAAUGUUGAGAUGUUAUAUUGGUUUCACUGGUAAUAAUAAAUAAUUGAAAUGGGUAUAUAUUUGUUUUUUGUUAAGUUGCCUAAUAAUUAUGCACAGUAAUAGUCACCUGCACACACAGAUAUCCCCCUAACAUAGCUAAAACUAAAAACAAACUAAAAACUACUUCCAAAAAUAUUCAGCUUUGAUAUUAAUGAGUUUUUUGGGUUCAUUGAGAACAUGGUUGUUGUUCAAUAAUAAAAUUAAUCCUCAAAAAUACAACUUGCCUAAUAAUUCUGCACUCCCUGUAGGCAAUAGCAAUGGUAAACGCAAACUAACAUACCCUAGCAACAGUUAACCCAUGAGUAACUAAUCAUUUAAAUUGUGCAAGCCUCAUUAAGUGCCCUCACCCUGUUUAUAUGCAUUAUAAGCUCUGCUGACAUGUUACCUGCUCGUGGGACAUGACUAGCCUGUUUGUAACACUAUUGACCGCUAGCAAUAUAUGACCAACUAUAGUAAUAUGAGCUAUAGCUAAAGUGUUUUAGGCAGCAUGUAUAGCCUGACUGUUACUUUUACUUUACCACGCCUGUCUUUGUUUACUCUUGAAUUUCUUAUUAAAAAAAUUUUUUUUUAAAGUGCAGCGCAUCUUGAACCUGUCACCAAAAUGUCACCAAUUAUCUACAACUGUAACAUCCUUUGGUAUUACUGACAUUUGUAAUUAUCAAUGCACUUUAAAAAAAAAAGAAUUAAAAAAAAAAAGACAAAAUAAGUCCUCUAGGGGAACAUGCUUGUUCCUUUUUUGACAGUUGUUGAACGCUAAAUGGCUGUCUCUAUUGCAUGCGAAUAAUGGUUGUUUCUGUGUUAAGAAACAAUGUAACUGUUAAUGUUUUAAAAUCUCCCACAGAGACUAAUGAAACAUUCUAAAUGCUAUGUAACACCUGGCUCCAAUGGCAGAUGAUAAGAAUUGCCACCUGAUGAUUUCUGACUUAAAACGGAACAUGCCUCAUCAGGAUGUAAAGAGGAAACGUUUAUGACUGCAAAUGCUCAAUGCAUCCUCUAUAUUUAAAGGUUACUCCAACCACCAUAACAACGUCUGCUUUUAGAAGUGGUCAUGGUGGUAGGAGUCAGUAUGCGCAGUACUUCAGCUUGGAGCAACGCACAUACUGAGACUUUGACACUUUUGUGCCAGGGGCUAGUUAACUUAGUUCCAGGCUAACAAAUGUCAAUUCUAUGCAUAAAAUACUCUAGCACAAAAUUACACAAAGCCUCUCGUGUUCUGUGCAGCCCUCCCCGUCUCCCAAUCAGAACAUGCGCUCUGAGCAAGUUAAAUGGUCCAAUCACAGGCUUCUCUCUAUUAAAAACCUGUGAUUGGACCGAUCAUUUCUGCCGUGACAUCAUAAAGCCAGGCGAGUAAAGAUUAAAUGUGAAUCUAUUUUCUAGCGAUAGGGAAGGGGGACCUAAAUAAUAAUGCCCAAUAGGGCAAUUUUUCAUUAAUUUAAAUAAAACAUUUAAAAGAAUUGGAGUAACCCUUUAAAGGGAUUCUCCAGUGCCAGGAAAACAAACACGUUUUCCUGGCACUGCAGAAUCCUGGAGGUCCUCAUCCCCCAUCCCAAGUCGCUGAAGGGGUUAAAACCCAUUCAGACACUUACCUGAGUCCAGUUUCGAUGUACCUCGGCACUGGGUCAGGCUCCGCCCACGCUCCUCCCCCGUCGACAUCCGCCGGCGGGGGAAACCUAAUGCGCAUGCGCGGCAAUGGCAGUGCGCGUUAGACCUCUCCAUAGGAAAGCAUUAUUCACUUAUUAUAUACUUUCCUAUGGGGAUUCCGGCAACCCCGGAGGGCCUCGUGCAUAGCGUGAGGACGUCCAGCAUCGUUUAGACGACCAAAAGUCGUCUAAGAAGCUGGAAGUCCCUCUAGUGGCUGUCUACCAGGACUUAACCCUGCAAGGUAAAUAUUACAGUUUAAAAAACUAAUAAAUAAUUACACUUGCAGGGUUAAGGGUGGUGGGAGUUGGCACCCAGACCACUUCAAUGAGCUGAAGUGGUCUGGGUGCCUACAGUGUCCCUUUAAGUACAUUUUAGCCAUAAAGCCUAGCUAUAAAAACUGUACACAUAAUUUUCAAUAAUCACCUGUGAAAUCUAACAAGUCAGGUUUAUAGAAACACUAAGGGCAAUAUGCUGAAAUUAUCGCAGGUGAAGUGUGCAUUCACAACUUUUAUUUUUUGGUGUCCUGGUUGAUUUGCAAUGGGAAUGAAUUUGAAAACGCACAUGUUUCUCAAUGUAUAUUUAAUCUCCAAUGCAGUAAACGCUCGGUGCUGGAAGUGGAUGAAUGUUAUUGUGCAAACACAAGACACAAUUAUCGACCACGGCUAUUCCUUAGCUGCAUUAACAAUGCCUUCUAAUGACAAACACAGAAACAAGCCCAUAAUUAGCUGUUUGUUUACCUAAACGGAAGAGCAACUCCAUAUGUUAUUUAUGUCUUUUCCUUAUCUUCAACUCUGCAAAUACUGCUUAGAUUAACUACAGUUCAAACAUGUGUCUGACAGCCACUAUUAUCCUUUUUUGUUCAGUCUUUGAGUAAUUGAGCCUAGAACACUUACUUUAAAUUCAAAUGGAAUUAAACCGGAAAGUGUUCAGUCUCUAAAUGGUUCUUUGUAAAAAUUAGAUUAAAGUAGAGAUUUGUCCAGGAAAACAUUAUAUUGUACAAAGUUAUGGUAACUUUUACAUAUCUAUAAAUAGUUAGUUUUGAGAUAAAACUGUUUAUAUAUAUAUAUAUGGAAGAUCAUUUAAAAAUGUAGCCCUAAUGCAUCGUAAAGUAUUUUGCUUGAGCGAUGGUCUUCAACUUGCAGAGAAACAGAUUUUUCUGCCCCAGGUCAAUUCCGUCACUCUGCAUCACUGCAGAAGGACUGUAAAUAAUUACGUAAUCUAUUCCUUUGAUCUCUAGCAUAGCAAAACUACAGAGCUUCUUUCAAGAGUCAGAGUAAACUGAGUACACUACGCAAGUUCAGUUUUUUGGUUUUAUAAAGGAAAAAAAUCUGGAAGUGAAGGGCUUAUCACACUGUUACUAAAACAUCAAAAGUUCUUGAAAAUUUAUAUUUUCACGAGUCUAUUCACAGGGAGCCGUUGUAAGAUUCUAGCUGAAUUGCAAAUGUGAAGCGUAAAUAACUAAAUUAAAUAAAUGAAUAACUGAAAUAACUCAGUUUAGUGAAUUCCCCAAUACUGUAGUAAUAUAACCAUAUCUGUUAUUUUAUUUACCAGUCCUAACCUUACCUGGAGAGACAUGCAGCACCUGGUGGUUUGGACCUCUGAGUAUGACCCACUGGCUAAUAACCCAGGCUGGAAAAAGAAUGGAGCUGGUUUAAUGGUUAACAGUAGAUUUGGAUUCGGCCUUCUCAAUGCUAAAGCUUUGGUUGAUCUAGCAGAUCCGAAGACAUGGAAAGGAGUCCCUGACAAGAAGGAGUGUGUUGUGAAAGACAGCGACUUUACCCCAAGGUAAGAUUCGAUAACAUAGCUCCUUAAACCAACAUAAAUUCACAAAUACAUUCCAAGACGCAUUCAUUCAUUUUAUUUUUUAAAAACAUUUUAAAAUUGUGUAAUUUUGAGAAAAUAAACAAUUUGUUCUCAAAAUUUUAAGAAAAUGUUACAAGAUUCAUUGUAUGUAACAAAUAGGUAUGUAACGAGAAGAGGACUUGCUAGUUGACCCUUUGUUAAUACAAAAAACUGCAAGAAAAAAAAAUUAAAUAACACAUGUAAAAUUAUUAAAAGCUUUAUUCAGUAUGUCUUAAUAGUGUUCUAAGAUAAAAUUCACAACAUACUCAGAAUGACAAUAAAGAUGAGAAUCCUAUAGCUCUGAAUUACUUUAAUCAGUCCCUGUAUUGGAAUCCAAUACUGUGAAUUUUGUUUCCAGCUAAAUUAUUCUAUGAGUUUCAAAUGUGUUACAGUGAGGGGUAAAAGUAUUUGAUCCCCUGCAGAUUCUGAAUGUUUGCACACUGACAAAGAAAUGGUCAGUCUAUAAUUUUAAUGGUAGGUGUAUUUUAAUAGUGAGAGACAGAAUAUCCCUCUCCCCCCCCCUCCAGAAAAACGCAUGUCAAAAAAGUUAUAAAUUAAUUUGCAUGUCAAUGAGUGAAAUAAGUAUUUGACCCCUUCGACUUAGUACUUGGUGGAAAAACCUUUGUUGGCAAUCACAGAGGUCAGACGUUUCUUGUAGUUGGCCACCAGGUUUGCACACAUGUCAGGAGGGAUUUUGUUCCACUCCUUUUUGCAGAUCCUCUCCAAGUCAUUGAGGUUUGGAGGCUGAUGUUUGGCAACUCAAACCUUCAGCUCCCUCCACAGAUUUUCUAUGGGAUUAAGGUCUGGAGACUGGCUAGGCCAGUCAGGGACCUUAAUGAGCUUCUUCUUGAGCCACUCCUUGGUUGCAUUGACUGUGUGUUUUGGGUCAUUGUCAUGCUGGAAUACCCAUCCACGACCAAUUUUCAAUGACCUUACUGAGGGAAGGAGGUUCUCACCAAAGAUUUGGUCCCGUCCAUCGUCCCUUUGAUGCGUUGCAGAAAAACACCCGCAAAGCAUAAUGUUUCUACCUCCAUGUUUGACGAUGAGGAUGGUGUUCUUGGGGUCAUAGGCAGCAUUCCUUCUCCUCCAAACACAGCGAGUUGAGUUGAUGCCAAAGAGCUUGAUUUUGGUCUCAUCUGACCACAACACUUUCAUCCAGUUCUCCUCUGAAUCAUUGAGAUGUUCAUUGGCAAAUUUCAGACGGGCCUGUACAUGUGCUUUCUUGAGCAGAGGGACCUUGCGGGCGCUGCAGGAUUUCAAUCCUUCAGUUAUUUUGUGUUUCUUCCACUUGCGAAUAAUCACACCAACUGUUGUCACCUUCUCACCAAGCUGCUUGGCGAUGGUGUAGUAGCCCAUUCCAGCCUUGUGUAGGUCUACAAUCUUGUUCCUGACAUCCUUGGACAGCUCUUUGGUCUUGACCAUGGUGGAGAGUUUGGAACCUAAUGUAUUGAUUGCUUCUGUGGACAGGUGUCUUUUAUACAGGUAACAAGCUGAGAUUAGGAGCACUCCCUCUAAGAGAAUGCUCCUAAUCUCAGCUCGUUACCUGUAUAAAAGACACCUGGGAGCCAGAAAUCUUGCUGAUUGAUAGAAGAUCAAAUACCCUUUUCACACAUUGACAUGCAAAUCAUUUUAUAACUUUUUUGACAUGCGUUUUUCUGCAUUUUUGUUGUUGUUGUUAUUCUGUCACUCACUGUUAAAAUACACCUACCAUUAAAAUUAUAUAUCAAUCAUUUCUUUGUCAGUGGACAAACGUUCAAAAUCAGCAGGGGAUCAAAUACUUUUUUACCUCACUGUAUGUGUGUAUAAUGCAAAUUCAUAGCAAUAAAACUCACAGUAAAAAAACAAUAAAUCUGUUUAGAAACCAUUCUGUGUUAAAGAGAAAAUAUGAUCUGGUUCUAAAUUACAUUUUCAUUUGCAGAAAAUGUUAUUAGUAGAGCAUGAAGACUCUUAAAAUAUCCUGACAUAAACUGUACCUUCAGCCACAACAUCUCGUCUAGGAAAAUAAAUAUCAAACUCUGCUUGUUCCACAACAUAAAUAUAAUUAAAUAUGUAAUUUUAUACAAAUUGAACUCAAGCUGAAACAUUACUGCAUCUUUAACAAGUUGCAGAUACAGAAAAACAUAUUAAUAGUAUAACAAAAUACUUAAUUAUAUGUCAACACCCCCAUGUUAUUAAGUUCAAUUAAUCAGCAUUGGUAAAACAAAACACAACUGUCACAGAAUAAAUGCAAUCAGGGAGCUUUAUGAUUCCACUCUAAAAGAGUUUGUCACAAAAUAAACUCAUCAUUCAUCAGUAUGCUUACCCCCUCUAGUGGCAAAAAAUGGGUAAAACAUUAUACUUGCUCUACUAACUUCAAAUGUUUGUUAGAUUUACUUACACAUAUACAUUCAAAAUAGUCUAGGACAGCCAGAUAGGAGAAAAAAAAUUAAAAGUAUCUUACUUUGACUAUUUUUUUCAACUUCGCUAUUCUAUUUUGCAUCUAAAAUUAUGUAAACACUAAUUGCAGAAAAUCCCUUUUACUAAAGACAAAUUAAAAUGCCAAAGAGUCGUUUGUAUUAUGUUUGUAGUCACUACAAUAAAAGUGACAGGACAAGUAACAGGAACUAUAUUGACUCUUCUGUUCAUUGUUUUUCAAAAAGUGUGAUUCUGUACUUAAACGGGCGCUCUAAACACCAAAACACUACAUUUUAAUGAAGUGGUGUUGGUGCGUAUAUUCUCUCCUUUUUUUUUUCAAACAACAUAAAACAUUUCCAUUUCUGUCCGAUGCCAUGCAUCUAGUGCUAAUUGUUGAGAAUGUAAAGUAAAUUUUAGAUUGGUGCACUGCCAAAAAAUGUGGUUUGUCUGAAUCAAUUUGUACGAAAAUAAAUUUUGGUUCAGACAAACUGAAUUUCACCCAUUGGGCGUUUCAGCACAUCCAAAUUUGUCCAAUAAAUUGUGAUUGAAAUUAAUCAAAUUACAAUUUCUCCCUCUUUUCUUCAAUUUGAUCUUUCAACUGUUUAGUAGAUUUAUUUAGCUCUCUGUUUUAUAUUUUGUUAUAAAAUGGGAGGCCCUGUAAUCUAAAUAGGAAACAAUGUAACGUUAAAAGUGAGAAAGUGAAGUCAUCUGGAUAUAAGCAUGGGGUGUCUGAGAAGAGGCAGCCCAGUAGAUGGGGAACAGCAGAGAAACGUUGUAAGGGAUGAGGAGUUAAGGGGUCAGCAAAUAUACGUCCCUAACGAAGUCCACUUUUGUGGAUAUUUAGAAGGAAUGCGGAGAUGGGGAGCGUCAAAUGUGUUGCGGGAGGGAAUUCCAUAGGGAGCGGACAACCGUUGAAAAGUCUUGCAGGCAAGAGUACAAGAUACAAAGUUUCAUCUCUUUAUUUACAGGUUUUUAAGAUCAGAAGGGGAGAUCACAAUAGAAAUACCCACAAAAGCAUGUGAAGGUCAGGAUAAUUACGUAAAGUCUCUGGAGCACCUGCAGCUGGAGGCCACUAUAGAGUAUACUCGUCGUGGAGAUCUUCACAUCACCCUGACAUCACCAUCAGGUAGGAGAAAACACAGUCUUUGGGCUACCAUUGUUUUAUAUAAUUGGAUGGGCAUCUCUCUAUAUUUUCUAAUUGGCUGCUGGUUUUGUGUGCGAUAUAUCUAUAAAUAAAGAAUGCCGAAGCUACUCUUACAAGCUGUGAUUAAUGUUGCCCACAUCUUUGUGGAUGUUCUGCUCUGGCAAUGCAGUAGAAUGUUUAUAACAUUUUAACAGAUAUGGUCUUUGGGUUAGUGGGUGCUGUAAGGUGCUAUAAAUGAAAAAUAUUGCCAAUAUGUCUUGCUCAGUAGUGAAAUAUUAUCGAUAAAGUAUAUAAAAUAAUAAAAAGGAAGAGGCCCUCUACCCUCCCCUUUGUUUACCUUUCUGUUGGCAUCUAGAGUGGGCAGUGACUGUGGGUUUGGAGAAAAUUAUUUUUGAAGAAAUAAAAACACAUGAUUUUUUUUUUUCACAGGGACGAGCACAGUCCUUCUUACAGAGAGAGAACGAGACAUGUCUUCUAAUGGCUUCAAGAACUGGGACUUCAUGUCUGUCCACACCUGGGGUGAGGAUCCCGUAGGAACAUGGACUCUGAAAAUCACUGAUGUGGUAAGAUAUUUUACUCUUCUCUGUUCAAGGAAAUAAGAUCUCAAGAGGUCCACCUGAACUGCUAAUAUACAUGUAAAUACAUAGCACCAAAAUAAUGUUACAAAAUUAAAUAUUAAAUACCAGAUCAUUUUGAUAUAUUGUUUUGAUAUCAUUGCCCUCAGAUGGCAGAGCGGUUAGAAUUAAAAUUUGGGCUUUUGCAUUGGAUGCUUAGACACCUGAUUCCACUCACUGAGUGAAAUGGGGUAAUUCCACAAUGGCUGGUGACGUAAAAAUGACCAAACUUUAUCCCAUAGCUGCUGAUGGCUACUUGCUUCAUACUGAUUGGCUAUUAAGAUGUUUGGUUUGCUUGCACACACAAUAAUGCAAUAAUUUGCAUUAAUAGCAUUCCGAUAUGACACUGAUCCAUCAGCAUUCCCUGUGCUGGGAAUAUAGAGGCUGCUAAAAAUAUUUUAAAAUAUUCACAAUUUUUGAACUAUAAUUUGUUGAUUUAAAAUGAAUAGAUUACAAUUUGAGCUUUUAUAAUAUGAUUGAUUUCAGUUGGUGUGUGAUCUGACAGCUCAAUUGAUUUCUCUUUAAUUACCACACAAGGGGAACACAUUCAGCAGCCCCCUACUCGGUAUUAAAGACCACCACGAAAGGGUUUCUUUGUUAAAACAGUAGAGAUUGGUGCAACCAUCUACUGGCUGUUUGCAGGAUUACAGGCAUAUUUUAAAAGAGAAAUAUUAAACAUUUAGCAAGUGACAUCACAACAUAGUUUAGUCUGGGCACAGCCAGGGCACAAUAUGCAAAUGAGAAGAAGAAAGAAACAUUGCUCAUGUUUCUCCUUUUCCACUCAUUAUGUUUAAUGACAGAAAAAGGACAACAUUAAUGACAGUGAUUGACAGGAAGCUAAGAUGGAAUUCUAAUAAACAAAUAUAGAAUUUUAUGUUUAAUUUUAAGACCUUUAAACAUGUUUGCUACGUAUAGGGCAUUAAUAAUCACUAUAUAGUUACGUGUAAUAGUUAUUAUAAUCUACUCACUCUUCCAUGUUCCAGUCUGGAAGAAUGCAAAAUGAAGGAAGAAUUGUUAAUUGGAAACUGAUUCUGCAUGGAACGUCCACCAGACCGGACCACAUGACCCAACCCAGAGUCUAUACCUCCUACAACGUUGUUCAAAAUGAUCGAAGAGGUGUGGAGAAGAUGGUGGACAUUGGAAAGGUGAGCUUUGAAUAAAUAAAUAAAAUGUAAAUAAAAUCGAGACUUAUGGAAAACUGACCAACAAGUUGAAAAGUUUAGGUCAAAAUUCUCCAAGUCAUUAAUUUUUCCAGUUCUGAUAAGUUUACCUAAAAUAUGUAGUUCCUUGGUCAAUUCUCUUCAAUUUCUUGUUUUAGUGAAUAAAACCAAGGGCAAAAGGCAUUCUUUUUUUUUUUAAAGAUAAAUGUGUACUUAAAAGACCACUAUAGUCGCUCCGAAGACUUAAUCUCCAUGAAAUGGUCUAAUUGCUGUGGUCCUGUCCUUUUAACCUAGCAAUAUAAACCAAUACAGUUUUUAUAAACUUUAAUGUUUACAUUGUAGGGUUAAGUCCACCUCUAGUGGCUAUCGGUAUAACAGGCACUAGACGUGCUUCCGUUGUGCUGACCCAGUAAAACUCGGUCAUGUGACACAGAAGCCACCAUGGGAAAGCAUUGACUGAAUGCUUUCCUAUGGGGAAGUUUAAAUGAUCGCUUGCUUCGCAUGCUCGUUAGGUCCCCAGUGCUCCUGGGGGAGUUGGGGAGCUGAACAGCUGGUUUGUAUUCCUAAUGCUAUAGCGUUUCUUUAAUUAUAACAAAGAAAUGGUUACAUUAUAGCACAAAAGUGAAUUUGCAUAUCUCCAAACAUUUGUCCGACUGAUAUGUUAUUAAUUUUGCUUAUAAUCCAAGCUGUGUUAUUUAAUUUUUCAGGAUGCUGUAACUGAACAGCCCGCCACAACGAAAAAUAUCCCAGAUAGUAAAGAGAUGGCUGAAAUGGAGGAAUUAGCGAAAUCACGGGCAAUGCUCCGUCUCUUGCAAAAUGCGUUUGACGGAGGAACGUUUCCAGUCUCAUCAGAAGAAGCUGCUAUUCCCAAAUCCCAUUAUUAUCACGCACUGGAUAAAAUAAGCAAACAGUCGAGUGGGAAGGACUCGGACAGUCACAUGUAUAAUGACUACCUUGACCGCUUCUAUAGUGCCAGACCUUACAGACACAGAGAUGAUAGAUUACUUCAAGCUCUUAUGAAAAUUACAAACAAGAAACCAUAGGUUUUACCAUAUUCCACCACGUUGGAAAUACUCAUGCCUUUCAAUCACAUUAUAUUUUGGAUUUCUCUGUUUGGAACCCCGUAAUAAUGUUAAAUCAUUGAAAAAAAUAAAACCAUAGAAAACAAAGAAUAUAUUUAUAAAUACAUUCUUUUCCAAAUCUUGGCCCGGUGCUCAGCUGCACACAAUUACAGUCUCCAAACAGAAAGCCAGCACUCAAGGACUUCAAUGUGAAAAAAUAGGCAUUUAAUCCAAGUGGUCAACGUUUCAGUUCACAACUGUGAACUUUCCUCAGGACAACUUUCCGCAGUCUCUGUCUCUCCCUGAGUGUGUCCUGAGGAAAGUUCACAGUUGUGAACUGAAACGUUGACCACUUGGAUUAAAUGCAUAUUUUUUCACAUUGAUGUCCUUGAGUGCUGGCUUUCUUUUUGGAGACUAUAUUUAUAAAUAAUCAUAAAAAGUAUGUCUUUUAGCGUGCAAACAUGCUCCUAUAAAUACAGCAAAUAAGAUGCCAAACACAAAGAAAAUAUAUAAAACAAAAUCGUAACCCUGUAAUAAAUACCCCUUCAAAAAUAAAGAACAAUGAAAUGUUAGCUUUAAACAAUGUGUUGGAUAAACAUCCGAGAAUAAUCUGUUUAGUGUGAUUUUAAAAUCAUACCUGGUAAAUCAUGCUGGUUUAUAGGAAUAUAUUUUUUAGUUUUUGUUUGUUUGUUUUUUUACUUUAACACCUAUGGUUUGAACCUUGGAUGUGUGCAAGCUUAAAUGCCCUGCCUGACCAAAAAUAAAUAAAUAAAUACAUAUUUUAUUUUUUUAAUCAAGUCUAGUCUAGCCUAGUGUAUAUGUGAAAUGGAUUACAUUGUAUCCGAACUCACACGUGGAUUAAAACGUAUAGGUGUAGGAAAAUAUGGUCUAAACAAAGAUAACCUUACAAUUAACUUCUCAUAUUCUAAAUACAUGAAAUUCGAAAUGUUUAUGAAGGUUAAUUGCUUAGAUGUUGUAAGAGAUUAUUUUUUAGCACAUUUUAAGGAUGUAGCACAUUUUUAUUUCUUCAUUAUUGUGUUCCUAAAACAUUUCCUUUUAUCCUGUAAUAGCAACUUGCAAGGCUUUUCAUGUAACAAGUGUGUGGACUACAUUACCCACGAUGCCUGGAAAUUCCUUUCACAGGUAGUGCAUCAGGGGAAAUGUAGUACAGAAACAUCUGCAGUAGCAAUUCUAGCCGGUCACUGCAGGUUUAUUUGCCAAGCAAUGUGCGAAGGUGACUUGAAAUCUGACUACUAGCUUUUGGGUUAGAAUAUGUGAUCUGUAAAAAGAUUCAGCAGAUAUUUAUUCCGCAGUCUCUGUCUCACAAGAAUUGUGGGAAUUGGUUGUGAACUCGCUAUUUAGUAAAUCAAACCGACCUCCAAAACAGUACUUGCUAUAAAACAUAAACACUUUGAAAAAUCUAACUGCAAAUCAAUACAAGCAAGCAAAAUAUUUAACUAAAAUCUCUGAUCUCCGGCUAUGCAGCUGUUUUAAUCUGUAAAGAAAACAGAUCUUUAAUGAAAAUGAAAUGAUUUAAUGUAGACUGACUGCCACAACAUUAAUUAACAGGAGUUAAAGAGCAAAUUGCCUGGAAUUGAAAAAUCUAAAAACUGAAAACCACUUCAAAGAGCGUUUUAGCCUAAUAUAAGUCAAAUUGGAGAACAUCAAUUCAAAUUGGCUAUUUUGACCUAAAAUGUAAAACUCACUUUGAUUUGGAGACAAUUCCCAUUUUAGUCAUUGUCAAACCUAAUUUGAAAGGUUAUGAAUUCAUCUCAAAAUAGAUGCCUUUAUCAGUAUUGUGUCCACCUGGACAGUAAUAAAUUAUAUAUAUAAAUAUAUUACUUCCUGAUGCUAACAUUCUGUUUGCAAGCCCCUCGAGUAUAUUUUUUACCUUUAUCUUUCUCUCUUAUAAUAAUAUCUGUUCUUUCUUUUUUUAAGUUGGUUUCAAAUUGUCUUUCUUACCUUGCACAUAUCAAUAAAUUCAUACUUUUUGUUUGGGAAAGUAGACAACUCCCUCCAUAUACCUCAUGCCCAUAAUGUGUGCCCACUGGGGUACACAUACCAUGGAUUGGGAACCAGGGGUAUUAACCAAGCACCUCAAUUUUCCAAAUCUGGAGGGAUCUUUUGAGAUCACCAGGGAACUGUCCCCAGAAAGCCUAAUGUGAGAACAUAAUUUUGGAUACUUGCACUAUACUAAAGAACUAGGACCAUGCAGAGAAUACUACAACAGCCCUUAAUUGGGCUGGGUAGGGCAAGUGCUAUACCAGCCCUUAAUGUAGCUGGGUAUGGUGAGUGGUACAACAGCCCUUAAUGGGGCUGACUAGUGAGUGGCAUUAAGUGGUGUGCCAGUGACACAGAUUUUGUUUAGGCCCAUCCAACAGAGUUCUGAUUUAUGUACCACCCUAUAUUGGGAUUUAUUGUAUAAACCACCAUAGCCCAUGUAUCAUUUGCGUAAAGUUAAACUUUUAUAAUACUAGUGUUUUCUUAAUUUAUGCUGUUAGAAAUCUUUAAAAACCUCAAUCCCCUUAGCGAGUUGUUUCUCUAACUUUCUAAUAACCAGCAGUAAUGACCAUACACUAAUAAAGAUUGCUUACCAUGUUUAAAUUUACAUAUUUUGUCAUAUUUUGGAAAAGAACAUCUCGUUCUUUUGUUCUGCAUACAAUAUUAACGAUACCUGACUAUUCUGCAGAACCUUGACAUGAGGCAAAUUAACUAUUUAUUUGUAUUAGUUUAUCAAAAAUUAUAGACUUUAAUUUUAUUUCCCUCUCAAUCAAUUUUACAGCCCAACUAUUUUGUAUUUAAAUUUAUAAAUCCCUAGGUAGCUCUCUACAAGUUACAUUUAAUGAGUAACUCAAUUUUUUAAACUGGUUACUUGCAGCUUGUCUUUUUUUAGCCUAUAGUUUGCAAAUUUGGGUUCUAAUUCACCAAAAUUCACAUUUCAAAUAAGGUAUUCAAAUAUUUUUCUACAACUAACAAUGGUUUAAUGUCUGAGCAAUUUACAAGCCUGUAUUAAUUGUUAAGUAUUUCAAUGUAAAAAAACACGGGACCAAAAAUUUUAAAACAAUGUAUUUUCUUUUAAGUUAUUAUUGUUAUUAUUAAUAUUAUUAUUGUAAUUUCAAUAGCGUAAAGCCUCGAGUUUUAUGUUUAUAUCAAUCAAAAAAAAAAUGAUCAAAGAAAAAUUUGAAAUAUAUUGAUUUCUGGACACCUUGUUUCUAUGUUUGUGCAAUAGACCUCCAGUGAUGCAAUACACAGACGCAGCCAAUGGUGGUAUUGCUGGCUGAGAGUGAGGACACUUGCACGGAAGCGUGAGCUCCGAUGCCUCCAUUGGCCACUCCUGUGUUAAUCAUUCAGCACUCGCCAAUAUUCCAUUGCUAAUGGUGCUUGUUUUAUGUUUUUAGAAAUGCUAAAAAACUGGAUAGACAUGAAUUUAUCUCAAAAUUCUAAACUCUAUUUUCUUUACAGUACUGUAUAUUUAUAUGUCAAAGCAUUUUAACGAACAUAUCAGGAUUUUAAAAAUACUUUAAAAAUUGUAUUAAUAAAAGUUUUAUUUCCAAAAGAGGAGAAAAAAAAACAUUUCAUUAAAUAAAAUAUUUUUAAAUGGCAUGUUCCAACAGUAGAAAAUGUAUGUCACAUGAUGUUAUAAUUUAAUUUUGUCUAAUGUGUAACAAUACAGUGUGUAAGC
Pelobates cultripes (western spadefoot toad) is the source of this 41996-nucleotide messenger RNA. NCBI's taxonomy places the organism in Eukaryota, Metazoa, Chordata, Amphibia, Anura, Pelobatidae. The record is from the annotation of a GenBank genome assembly.